AAAUUCCCGACGGCUUUUGUUGUAGAAGCCCUGGAAACAGCCAGAAUAAACGUGACCAAGUCAAAGUAAUGGCGCCAAAGGCAACCAGAAAUCAAAGUCCGCCGUCCGAUCCUCAGGGAAUGUUCGCCGGAAUGGUCGUCUUCUUAGUCGAAAACGGCGUUCAGAGUCGCCGUUUACAGAUUUGGAAGCAAAAAUUGGUCCAAAUGGGGGCCUCCAUUGAGGAACACUUAACCAAAAAGGUCACUCACAUACUUGCUGUGAGCGCAAAAGCCCUCUUAGAACGAGUGGGCAGUGAGAAAUUGGCUAAUUUCAAAGGAAGUGUUUUAGUUUAUCAGUGGCUUGAGGACAGCUUGAGCUCAGGAAAAUUGGUGUCUGAGGAUUUGUAUCCUCUAAAAUUGGAAGCAGAAAAGUCUUCCAGUGAUUAUGUUUCGAGUGAUGACGAAAUACCAAAACCGAAAAAGAGAAGAUCAUCUUCUCCUGGUGAUGAGUCGGUUCAGACCUCAAUACCCAAAACCCACGAAGCCCCAAAUAAGGAUCAGGUUGCAGCAUUGGAAUCAACCGUGCCCUACAGCCCACCUGAUUUAAAUAGGAACAUAACCGAGAUUUUCGGGAAACUUAUCAAUAUAUAUAGAGCCUUGGGUGAUGACCGAAGAUCAUUUAGCUAUUACAAGGCUAUAGCGGUUAUAGAGAAGUUACCUUUCAAGAUUCAAAGUAUGGACCAAGUUAAGGACCUACCCAACAUUGGAAAGUCAAUGCAAGAUCAUAUUCAGGAGAUCGUGACUACUGGGAAGUUAUCCAAGUUGGAGCACUUUGAAACAGAUGAAAAGGUACGAACAAUCGCCUUAUUUGAGGAAAUUUGGGGUGUUGGUCCAGCUACCGCACUGAAAUUAUACGAGAAAGGAUACCGCACAUUAGAUGAUUUGAAGAAUGAAGAUUCAUUAACUAAAUCACAGAGGUUGGGGUUAAAAUAUUAUGAUGAUAUCAAACAGAGGAUCCCACGUCACGAGGCUGAAGAGAUGGAGCGCCUUCUACAGAAAGCCGGAGAGGAAGUUUUGCCUGGGGUGGUCAUUGUAUGUGGAGGCUCGUACAGACGUGGGAAAGCUUCUUGUGGGGAUCUGGAUGUUGUAAUUACGCAUCCUGAUGGAAUGAGUCACAAAGGCUUUUUACCAAAGUUUGUAAAGCAUUUAAAGGAUAUGAAGUUCUUAAGGGAGGAUUUGGUUUUCAGUACCCAUAGUGAGGAGGGUACUGAUUCUGGCGUCGACACAUAUUUCGGGCUUUGCACAUAUCCUGGACAAGAGCUGCGGCAUCGCAUAGAUCUUAAGGUCUACCCACGGGAAAUAUAUGCUUUUGGACUAAUAGCUUGGACGGGGAAUGAUGUAUUGAAUCGGAGGUUGAGAUUACUAGCUGAAUCUAAAGGAUUCCGGCUUGAUGACACAGGGCUGUUUCCAGCCACGCAGGGCUCUUCUGGCGGUAAACGGGGAGCGAGGGCUAGCGCAAGCUUGAAGUUUGAUACAGAAAAGGAGGUGUUUGAUUUCCUCGGGUUUCCUUGGCUCGAACCGCAAGAGAGAAAUCUGUGAAAUGUGUAAAUGUUUUGUACGAGUUGUUUAUUCCUGUUGACAUAGGAUCCCUUGUAAAUCGUGUAGCUCUUUUGUUACUUAAAGAUGAGUAAGAACUUCUACUCAAAAUUCUUAGUUUUUUAAUUACAGAGCUUUAUGCUUAUGAUUAGAACUGUUCAUACUA
This is a messenger RNA of Pyrus x bretschneideri (Chinese white pear), 1740 nucleotides long. RefSeq names its product DNA polymerase lambda. The record is from RefSeq and is a predicted model, not a curated record. Gene Ontology annotation, cellular component: nucleus. Gene Ontology annotation, biological process: double-strand break repair via nonhomologous end joining. Gene Ontology annotation, molecular function: DNA binding; DNA-directed DNA polymerase activity. Lineage: Eukaryota; Viridiplantae; Streptophyta; Magnoliopsida; Rosales; Rosaceae.